Messenger RNA from Paramecium pentaurelia, 435 nucleotides. The record is from the annotation of a GenBank genome assembly. Lineage: Eukaryota; Ciliophora; Oligohymenophorea; Peniculida; Parameciidae.
AUGAUUAAUGAUUCUGUAAUCUCUAUCUUGCUUAAUGAACUAAACUUAUUUUCUCUAAUUUUAACUAAUGAUGAUUUUUGGUUGACACUAUUUUUCUAAAAACAAUCUAAAAGUAAAAAAAUAAUACAAUGUUUAAACUUAAUUUAUUUAGGAACAAGUGAUGGGUUUAAUGCAGAUUCAUUCUUGGAUAAAGUAAAUGGUAGGAUAAAUUUACUUAUGAUAUUAAAAUCAAAAUGUUAAAACAUUUUUGGUGGUUAUACUUCUUGUAAAUAAAUAAAAAAUAAUUGCGGAUAUAUAUAAAAGAUGACACAUUAGUAUCAUUUAUGUUUUCAUAAAAAAAAAAUUAAAUUUACCAUCUAAAACAUAAAGUUAAUAAUAUGCUUUGUGGCCCUAAACAAUUUAUGGGCAGGUAUUUGGUACUAAAAAUGGAAAUGA